Molecule: messenger RNA, 1134 nt
Organism: Trypanosoma brucei brucei TREU927
Lineage: Eukaryota; Euglenozoa; Kinetoplastea; Trypanosomatida; Trypanosomatidae
Exons: 1
Coding region: 1-1134 (377 amino acids)
Biological process (GO): pseudouridine synthesis
Molecular function (GO): RNA binding; pseudouridine synthase activity
Source: RefSeq, a predicted model, not a curated record
AUGGUCUCGCCACCAGCUUUAUUUCACGUGAUAUAUGAGAAUGACGAACUUGUAGUUGUCAACAAGCCAAAUGAUGUGCCAAUGGACGGUGUAGGUUGUGAAUUAACGGUGGAACGGUGGGCACUGGCAUAUCGAUCAAGGCGAAAUGAUGGCGACAAAGUGGACAGUGAACGCUUCAAUGAGGAAGUUAUGAAGGAUGCCUCCCAACUCCCCGAUUUUGUUACAGAGAAACCAAAGGGUAAGAAAAAAAUGGUUAAAUUCGUUCAUCAGUUGGACUACGCUACAAGUGGUGUCCUCUGCAUUGCGUUCUCGAAAGAAAUGGCCGCCCGACUUGCUCAUUGCUUUGAGAUGAGGACGGCAAAGAAAGCGUACGUUGCAGUUCUCCACGGUAGUGUUUCACCCUUAUCAAGUACAAUUCCCAAUUCAACAUCAUUUCUUUCGAGAAAUGCGACUCAAGGUGGUUUUCGCUUAAUUUCAAUUAAAGAAGUGUCGAGUUGUCAAUUCAUUUUGGACUGUGUGCGGAUUGCCACCGGUCAAACCGAGCCAAAUAACGUCGUAUCGGAAGAGAAGAUUAUUGAAAUUAAUCUCCCAGUCGGUUACGAUGAUGACGACCCUGAUAGGUUCCGCAUGGCUGUGAAUGGACGUGACGCAAAGGAGAGCUUAACAUACAUGUAUGUCCUUCAAAAUGGGUAUCUGCCUUGCCCGUCUAAAAACUGUCAAGUUUCUGUAACAAAAGUUAUUCUCAUACCGCAGACGGGCCGGAGGCACCAACUCCGCCUUCAUUGUAAUGCACUUGGGUUCCCGAUAGUCGGUGACGUAACAUACGGCAUAUCUUCAUUUCCUUCCACUGUACUACACCAGAAUGAGGCAUUAAUGGAGGGAAGGAACACGAAAGAUGUUGAAGUACCGAUAAGAGCAAGUGAUUGGUCUCGCAUGAUGCUUCACGCUUGGCGUCUCUCUUUUCCUUUGAAUGUAGAGCCGAUUGGUGACGGGAGACAGAGGAGUUUACUGAAGAGGCAACGCCGACGUGAGACACUUGGAUUGGAUGAUGCACACAGUAGUUGGGAAGACGCUGUAUGGACGCACUUCCAAACGGAAGACCCUUUUGCGUUAAUAAUAGAAGACAAACCCUAG